Messenger RNA from Meriones unguiculatus (Mongolian gerbil), 6559 nucleotides. It is a transcript of the gene Dgkb, whose product is annotated as diacylglycerol kinase beta. NCBI's taxonomy places the organism in Eukaryota, Metazoa, Chordata, Mammalia, Rodentia, Muridae. Gene Ontology annotation, biological process: intracellular signal transduction; diacylglycerol metabolic process; lipid phosphorylation. The record is from RefSeq and is a predicted model, not a curated record. The transcript is spliced from 27 exons. Gene Ontology annotation, cellular component: plasma membrane. Bases 648 to 3143 code for a protein of 831 amino acids. Gene Ontology annotation, molecular function: calcium ion binding; ATP-dependent diacylglycerol kinase activity.
AGACUGUAGGACUGGAGGUGGCCUCGGCAGAGGAGGGUGAAGUGGGAGGAGUGAGAUGUGGGGAAGAGGAGAUGCCAAAAUUGACUUUCAGGCUCCGGAAGCCUACAGCUCUCAGCCUCCGCUGUUUUUGAGUUGCAAAUGAUCUGGCAGUGGUGGGUUGCAGGCAGCCCGUGCCAUUGCCUGGAAGAAGACUUCCAUCUUUCAGUCAUUAGUUCCAACGGGCAGUGUGUUCUGGAAGCGGGUGGCAGCAGGGAGGAGGAUGCUCUGAGCAGAGUUCUUGACGCUCCGCUCUUGGGGGAAGCCGGGCUGUGUGGGGGGAGCCUUCCGACUGAGCCGGGAGCGUGUGAAUUGGAAAGGAUCCUGAGAGCUGCCUGGUCCCAGUUCCUCUCCGGAAAAGCUGUCGCUCUCGCUUCAGAGAUGCGCCUAGCCUUCGCCUGCAUCACGCUGCAUGUUCUAACAAAUUAUUGAAACUACAAACAUCUACAGCAGUUUCAUGUGGACAAACUGCAAAUUCUGAAAGCCUGAAGUAUUCCAUCAUGAAACACACCGUGUAAAAUCUUUGAAGCAUAAACGCCUGCCCUCACCCCGCCCCCCAACCUGGAUAAGGAAUCCCUCAUCCUGUGUGUAAGGAACUCCUCAUCUACACCAUGACAAACCAGGAGAAAUGGGCCCAUCUCAGCCCUUCAGAAUUUUCCCAACUUCAGAAAUAUGCUGAAUAUUCCACGAAGAAAUUAAAGGAUGUUCUUGAAGAAUUCCAUGGUAAUGGCGUGCUUGCAAAAUAUAAUCCUGAAGGGAAACAAGAUAUUCUUAACCAAACCAUAGAUUUUGAAGGCUUCAAGCUGUUCAUGAAGACCUUUCUGGAAGCUGAGCUCCCUGACGACUUCACUGCCCACCUUUUCAUGUCAUUCAGCAACAAGUUUCCCCAUUCCAGCCCAAAUGUAAAGAGCAAGCCUGCUCUGCUGUCAGGUGGUCUGAGGAUGAAUAAGGGUGCCAUCACCCCUCCACGUUCUUCUCCAGCAAAUACGUGCUCCCCGGAAGUGAUCCACCUCAAGGACAUUGUCUGCUACCUGUCUCUCCUUGAAAGAGGAAGGCCUGAGGAUAAGCUUGAGUUUAUGUUUCGCCUUUAUGACACCGAUGGGAAUGGUUUCCUGGACAGCUCGGAGUUAGAGAACAUCAUCGGGCAAAUGAUGCAUGUCGCGGAGUACCUGGAAUGGGACGUCACUGAACUCAAUCCGAUCCUCCAUGAAAUGAUGGAGGAGAUAGACUAUGACAGGGAUGGGACUGUGUCUCUGGAGGAGUGGAUUCAAGGGGGAAUGACGACCAUCCCGCUUCUCGUCCUGCUGGGCUUGGAAAAUAACGUGAAGGAUGAUGGACAGCACGUGUGGAGACUCAAGCACUUCAACAAGCCCGCCUACUGCAACCUCUGCCUGAACAUGCUGAUUGGCGUGGGGAAGCAGGGCCUCUGCUGCUCCUUCUGUAAGUACACAGUCCAUGAGCGUUGUGUGGGGAGAGCCCCUCCCUCCUGCAUCAAGACCUAUGUGAAGUCCAAAAAGAACACAGAUGUCAUGCACCAUUAUUGGGUCGAAGGCAACUGCCCAACCAAAUGUGAUAAGUGCCACAAGACAGUAAAAUGUUACCAGGGCCUGACGGGGCUGCAUUGUGUUUGGUGUCAGAUCACACUUCACAAUAAAUGUGCUUCCCAUCUGAAGCCGGAAUGUGACUGUGGACCUUUGAAGGACCAUAUUUUACCACCCACCACAAUCUGUCCAGUGGUAUUGACUAUGCCCACCGCAGGAGGUUCCGUUCCUGAGGAAAGGCAGUCAACAGCUAAAAAGGAAAAGAGCAGUUGCCAGCAGCCAAAUAAAGUGACAGACAGGAACAAGAUGCAAAGAGCUAAUUCUGUUACGAUGGAUGGACAAGGUUUGCAGAUCACUCCUGUUCCUGGGACACACCCGCUUCUAGUUUUUGUCAAUCCCAAAAGUGGCGGGAAGCAAGGAGAACGAAUUUACAGAAAAUUCCAGUAUCUUCUAAAUCCUCGUCAGGUUUACAGCCUUUCUGGAAAUGGACCAAUGCCAGGGUUACACUUUUUCCGUGAUGUCCCUGACUUCAGAGUGUUGGCGUGCGGAGGAGACGGGACCGUGGGCUGGAUUUUGGAUUGCAUAGAAAAGGCCAAUGUGGUCAAGCACCCUCCCGUUGCUAUUCUGCCUCUCGGGACUGGCAAUGACCUAGCAAGAUGCCUGCGGUGGGGCGGAGGCUAUGAAGGUGAAAACCUAAUGAAGAUCCUAAGAGACAUCGAAAGCAGCACAGAAAUCAUGCUGGACAGGUGGAAGUUUGAAGUCACCCCCAACGACAAGGACGAGAAAGGAGACCCUGUGCCUUACAGCAUCAUCAACAACUACUUUUCCAUUGGCGUGGAUGCUUCCAUUGCACACAGAUUCCAUAUCAUGAGAGAAAAGCACCCAGAGAAAUUCAACAGCCGAAUGAAGAACAAAUUCUGGUACUUUGAGUUUGGCACAUCUGAAACCUUCUCAGCCACCUGCAAGAAGCUACACGAAUCAGUAGAAAUAGAAUGUGAUGGAGUACAGAUAGAUUUAAUAAACAUCUCUCUGGAAGGAAUUGCAAUUCUGAAUAUACCAAGCAUGCACGGAGGAUCUAAUCUUUGGGGAGAGUCUAAAAAGAAAAGAAGCCAUCGACGGAUAGAGAAAAAAGGCUCUGACAAAAGGCCCACACUCACGGAUGCGAAAGAGCUGAAGUUUGCAAGUCAAGAAAAUGAAAGAAAAAUGCAGGGUUCUGUCAGUACGAAGUUACUAAGCUGCACCUGGGCGCUGCUGUACCCAUCUGGAGGGCUCACUGAUCUGAGUGACCAGCUGCUGGAGGUUGUUGGCCUGGAAGGAGCAAUGGAAAUGGGCCAAAUAUACACGGGGCUGAAAAGUGCAGGCCGGCGGCUGGCUCAGUGCUCCUGUGUGGUGAUCAGGACCAGCAAGUCCCUGCCAAUGCAGAUUGAUGGAGAGCCGUGGAUGCAGACCCCAUGCACGAUAAAAAUUACACACAAGAACCAAGCCCCGAUGCUGAUGGGUCCUCCCCCGAAAACUGGAUUAUUCUGCUCGCUCAUCAAAAGAACAAGGAACCGAAGCAAGGAGUGAACCUCUAUCACGAGAAAUUUAAACAGUAUACUUGGGCCAUGGAACACUCUGAAACAUUUCAGGUCUCCUGCUCCUACAAAAUCAUUGGAUUAACAGUUUUUGUUAUUGAGCUGAUGUAAAAUUUGGCCAUUAGAGAGUCUGUUGUUUCUGUUCUUCUAGGCAUAUUUGCAUGAAAAAAGUAGAAGUUUCUAUGACGCGCUGCACAUAUUUUAGUUGCAUGCAUUCCCAUGGGGUUUUCUGUCUCCCACUCGCAUCUUACCCCAUUUCCAUUUACUGACUGUGAGGAAAAACCUGGGAAAGAUCAAAGAAAUAAGACGGGAAAUGAUUCUUGAUGUAAUUGCUGUCUUUGGCACUAAUAAGUAAGCUUGCAACAAUUCCUAGUGCAAACUGCCAUCCUUUGCUCAUUAGAGUCAGUGUACCCGUGGUAUUGGUCUUGUGGCGUGAGAAAAAGCAUAAUUCAAAGAUGUUAUUAAAUAGCUGUCUAUGAUACCGUGUUCUAUCUAAUAGUCUGUUUUUUUUCAACAUCUUUAUUCUUCUGAAUGGACAUUAGCAUACCACACAUAAAAUUUUUCUUGUGUUAAAAAAAAUAGAAAAUGGUAUUUAUUUUGUUUAGCUUUUUUUUUUUUUUUUUUAAUUCCAAAACCAUGAGUGAAAAUAUGUUACUGGCAGUAAUUACGAUAAUACAACAAGCCUUAUUCCUUUCUGUGUAAAAGUCUGGACGCAAAUGCAAAACUCACAAUAGUAGUGAAAUAGAUGGUUUCAACUAUGUGCCUAAUGCAUCUGUUUCCCACCAGAGAAUGAGAAAAGUAGAGUUAUUAUGAGUUUGUGAAAAGUAAAAUGUCAGAAGAAAGUGAGUUACCCCCUUUUUGUGAUUAAAAGGCUCACCAUUCAAAACAAGUAAACCAUACAGCAUACUCAAAGCUCAGUGACCCAUUUCAUGGCAUUUGGUCCCUCUACCAUAUAUGACUGUGAUUUUUUAAAUGGAUCUGUUAAGUGCACUUCAAGAAGGUAAAAGUUUAACUACAUUGGUUUCUUCUAGGACAGAUUGGAACCUGCAAUAAUACUGAGUUCACUGAAUCAAAUCAUGCAUGCAAUAAGCCCCUAAUGACUCAUUCAUUCCAGCCCCGUCUCUAUGCCAUUUCAAAUGUUUGGUAACAUAUAAUGGCCUGGCUCACAGUUUGAGGUGUUCAUGGCAUAGUUUGGUCUCUGAAUGUUUACAGAAAUGUGGAACUCAGAGAAACAUAGUGUUUCUAUAGGCUAUCAUAUGAAAUGAAAUACUUCUGGGCAGUCUCAGUGUAAUCCAGUCACCCUGACCUGCAUCUCCUCACUGCAUGUUUUAUGUUUUCAAGCACCACGCCAUCAGGAAAACAAGUACUUGAAAUGCAUGAUUUAUCAGCUUUCCUCUCUGCUCGGCAUUAAAGUGCUAAUGAUUUAUCAGUUCUAUUUUUCUAUUGAUUCUUUCAUCUUUGAAUAACAAAUAGCAGUUAGUUAUUCUGUUGAACACAACUCUGUGCAUGGAUUUAUUGAUUUCAAGUGAAAUUGCUGUAAUUUUAGCUCUUUGGUUUGAAAACUCAAGAGUAUGCUGUUGUAUCAAAUAGCUACUCUCAAGCAAUGUUUCUGUAAUGAAAGAUUAUGUAUAAAGUGUAUUCCUUUAGUAUUCCAGGAACAUUGGAUGCUAAAUACCAAUCAACAAUAACUUUAAUUGCUUUAAAAAUAAAGGCUUUUGAGUAGAAUUAAGACAAAAUUUAGCUUACCCAGGAAAAUAUGAUUAAAAUUGCAAAUUCAGUACAGCAAUCAGUUGUUCCUAGUAUAGUGAUAAUAAAAUAGUCAUUCAUUAGAGCAGCGAUCUAGAUAGACCAAGAGAAUGUUCAAAGCAACCACAAAUGCAUCACUGACAUAAUGUUACAUAACACACUCGUUGCUUUUGCGCAUCUAGGACUACAGGUAAUAAAUGUUUCCACAUAAAUUCACGUGGUUUUUACCAUGGGCAGGCAGACCUUGUGCCAAAAUGCUAUUUUGAAUCAACAAAUUAUCUCAUGCUCUGGAGGACACUAAGGCAGUCGCAGUUUCUGAAUCGUUUGCAGCUUCUGUGCACUGGGAAGCGAUUACCGAAAACUCAAGAACUGGCCUGUAUGAUUGCAGCAGCUGAAACAGUGGGCCCUGCUGCACUUCGGCAGAGCUACGUGAUCAUAACCAGGGCCGACAGGCACCACAUUUCAAUCCAUUAGAUUCACAGAAAACACUAAUAAGUCUUCAAAAAGGAAUCAAAUUUUACUUUUCUAAACUCAUUUUUUUUAAAGAUAACUGAUGUGCUUGCCCUUCGAGUACACUACUCCUGGGGUUUGGAAAGUAGUUUUUUAAAAUCUACUUUGAUGGUUUUGAAAUCAGAGAAGAUAUUCUCUUCUUUUUUUUAUGACAGCUUCAUGUGAAGAAUAUAUAUUUUAAGGAAAAUUCUAAAUGGAAAGUUCUAUGGCAUAUUAAAAUACUGAAUAAUGAAUGUUAGCUUUACAAGAUGGAAACUUUUCUUCCCGGCGCCUGGGGGUUGUAGCUGUUGAGCCAACCUCUUUUAACUAGAGUAGACAAGGGUGAGAGGGUCUUGGGGGUAGAGUUUUGUACCCUGCUAAACACUGCCAAAUACUAAACAGAAAUGACAAAUUCCUGAACAAACAUAGACAUGCACACUUUCAGAAAUUAGGAAAGGUGAUACCUGUGUGGAUCCAGAAUUUCAGAGCUCAUAUAUGUGUGUUCUCACUUCACAAUGAGUGUGCAUCAUAUGCAUUUGAUGGGGCUUAUGGGUGUAGCCACCCUAGAUCUAACUGGUUAGGUGUUCCGUGUAGACUGUCUCUUAGAGGCAAAAGUGUAAAACUGUGAGCACCUCUGAGUCACACAUGCAUUCCCCAGUUUGUUCUGCUGUCUGGUAUCAGGGACGGGGCAAGUACAGUUUCCACGGCAGAGUCUGUGUGGGUCUGAGAUUGCCUCUGUUACUCAGACAAGACAGGGGUCUUCGAUGUUUCCUUUCCUUUCUCUGUUAGUGUCAGCUGGCUUUCUGUUGGUUUUGAAAAGAACAAUGUAUUUUUAUGGAACAUAUAAUCCCCAAUUAAUUAAUCAAUGCAUAACAUAGAUUCCACAGUAAAAGAUAAACCCUCCUAGCUUAUAUUGAGGCUGUAUAACUAAAUAAAAAAUGGUAAAUAAAUCUCCGAAAAGCCUUUCAUUCUGUGAAAGACAGAAAUCAUACCCUUAAACCAGCCAAUUAAAUUGCAGUGUGUUUAAAGAUUUGAGUAAAUUCUUGUUUUAACCUUUCUAUAUAUUCUUAUUGUGUUUAAAACAGAGGGUUCGCUUAAUUAAAGUAUCUUAAUUAUUUUCUCAAAAAGUGUUAUGUACAAAUCCUGGUUUUUGAAAUAAAAGUGUUAACCAUU